Messenger RNA from Daphnia pulicaria, 880 nucleotides. RefSeq lists its product as uncharacterized. The transcript is spliced from 2 exons. Bases 96 to 713 code for a protein of 205 amino acids. The record is from RefSeq and is a predicted model, not a curated record. NCBI's taxonomy places the organism in Eukaryota, Metazoa, Arthropoda, Branchiopoda, Diplostraca, Daphniidae.
GACCAAAAUAACACGAAAUCUGUGCCAUGAAAGCAGGAAGGAAAACGUUAUUGUUCUUUUCUGUUCACGUAUUUUCUCACUAAACCAAGUUAGAAAUGGAGAACCUGCGCAUUGUUUCGGACGAAUAUUUUCGCUCACUCAACUCUAUUGCUAAACGUAUUUGUGACGACAUCAGUUCAACUCGUGAAAACUAUGAAUCUGCGUGGGAUUAUCUCAGUGCCGAGGAGCAAAAUCAAGUCAUCAACGAAAGCCUUAUCUAUCCCGACGCCGUUUUAAGGUAUUCAGUGGUGGAUGAACCCAACAAACUCACUGAGAGUUUCCCAAUGUUGAAGAUAUCAUAUGGCAACAAGAUCUUGCAAGAUGAAUCUGGAGCUCAAUGGAGGGAUGAGCAUUCUGCACCGUUUUCCUGGAAGACAUCCAGUCAAUUGCUGGAUGCAUCCUCUCCGAGGGACCCCACCCUAGCUAAAGGAGAAAAGCAGAUUCUUAAGAAGAAAAAACCACCUGUGCCACCACCUAAACCUCCCAAGUCAGCAAUAAUUCAGAAUCCUGAUGUCAAAGUUUGUGAAGAAAACAACCACAUCAACGAAAUGAUGAAUGACUCCAGCAGUCAAUCACAACAAGAUAAUUCUACUCUAUCUGAGGAUGAAUACUCAUCAUUGAGUUCUCAGAAUGUGUUACCAAAGACUGGGUGUGAAUUUCUGGAUAACUGGUAAUGAAGUACAAACACUACAAACUGCUGAUUUGGAUCUGCCAUAUUGUUUCUGUUGCCACUGAAAUUAUUGGAAAACAAAUAUAUUAUAUGCAAACAACAAAUUGAUCGUGUAUCGAAGUGAAAUUUCGUUUGCCCUAUUUUGAAUUAAACCGCCGUUUAUUAUCAUCA